This is a messenger RNA of Colletotrichum truncatum, 1047 nucleotides long. RefSeq names its product nad dependent epimerase dehydratase family protein. The record is from RefSeq and is a predicted model, not a curated record. Lineage: Eukaryota; Fungi; Ascomycota; Sordariomycetes; Glomerellales; Glomerellaceae.
AUGCCGGAACGACUACUCUUCACUGGCGCGACUGGCUUUGUCGGCGGCACAGUCCUCUCACAGCUGCUCAACUCUUCUUUUCCGGAGAUCAAAAACUUGCAAAUCACUGCGCUUGUUCGAAAGCAAGAACAAGUUGAUCUUUUGAAGCAGAGAGGUGUAAACGCCGUCCUGUUCAACGGACUGGAUGACUCUGAACAGCUGAGAAAGGCGGCCAGCGAUUUUGACUAUGUCAUUCAUGCCCCAACUGGCUUUCAUACCAGUUCGGCCGUCGCACUCAUUGAAGGCCUAGGAGAGAGGAAGAAGCAGACUGGCAAAGAAGUUCACUUCAUCCACACAUCCGGGACCUCCAACCUUGCCCAGCGCACCAUAACCAAACCAGCCGGUGAGGUUCAUGAAUGGUCCGACAAAGAGAAAGUCUUUGAAUUCGAGGAACAGAAGGAGGCGGAGGAAGCAUAUGCGCAGCGUACGACCGACAUCGCUGUUGUAAAGACAGGAGAGCGUACAGGUGUCAAGACGUACAUCAUGAUGCCACCGACCAUCUAUGGUCGAGGAACCGGCUUCUUCAACCAAGGGUCCAUGCAGAUCCCCAGCAUCAUUCGUGCAUCCAUACAAGCUGGUGUCCCGCGAUAUGUUGGUGACGGCACGUGCCGUCUUGGUCAUGUCCAUGUCACGGAUCUCGCGCUGCUAUAUGAACUGAUCUUGAGCAAGGUCUUGGCCGGUGAGGAGCUUCCGUCCGGUCGGAGGGGAAUCUACUUCUCCAACACCGGUAGUCACAAUUGGCGCGACCUGGCGGUAAUGGUGGGGAAAGCAGGCGUCAAGCUUGGUGCUUUGAAAUCUGCGGAACCGGUGCCCCUAACGCUCGAAGAAGCUGCUUCUGAAUGGUUGAAGACAACCCCUCAAGUUGUUGAGAUGAACUAUGCAGCCAACUCUGCGACUAAACCGGUUUUAGCUACUGAGCUAGGCUGGAAGCCUAGAAAGACGGAAAAGGACUGGGAAAACUCUUUUGAGGAAACGUUUCAGAUGGUCCUUGACGAGAAGCAGCGUUAG